Messenger RNA from Selaginella moellendorffii, 3062 nucleotides. RefSeq names its product alanine--tRNA ligase. Gene Ontology annotation, biological process: alanyl-tRNA aminoacylation; tRNA modification. Gene Ontology annotation, cellular component: chloroplast; mitochondrion; cytoplasm. The transcript has 22 exons. Lineage: Eukaryota; Viridiplantae; Streptophyta; Lycopodiopsida; Selaginellales; Selaginellaceae. The coding region runs from base 74 to 2941 and encodes 955 amino acids. Gene Ontology annotation, molecular function: aminoacyl-tRNA deacylase activity; amino acid binding; nucleic acid binding. The record is from RefSeq and is a predicted model, not a curated record.
CAUUUAACAAGGGCCGCAAGGAAGCUUAGCCCUAGAACAGAGCUUUCUUCCUUGCCCUAAGCAGGAGGGCGCGAUGGCGAGCUGGACGGCGGGCUGGACUGCGAGCGCGGUCCGGAGCCAGUUCAUCCGAUUCUUCGAGUCCAAGGCUCAUGCGCUUGUGGAAUCCAGUCCUGUGGUGCCGCUGGAUGAUCCGACGCUGCUCUUCACGAAUGCCGGGAUGAACCAGUUCAAGGCGAUUUUCCUCGGGAUUGUGGAUCCCAGGAGCAAGCUCGGGCAGCUCAGGCGUGCAUGUAAUUCACAAAAGUGUAUACGCGCUGGAGGGAAGCACAACGAUUUGGAUGAUGUUGGCAAGGAUACAUACCACCACACUUUCUUUGAAAUGCUUGGGAACUGGUCUUUCGGGGAUUACUUCAAGAAAGAAGCCAUCCUUUGGGCAUGGGAGCUGCUCACAGAGGUAUACAAAAUCGAUCAAGAGCGCCUGUACGCAACGUACUUUGGUGGAGAUGAAAAGCUCGGAAUUCCACCAGACAACGAAGCAAAAGAGAUUUGGCUCAAGGUUUUACCCGAGAGUCGUGUUCUUCCCUUCGGUUGCAAGGAUAACUUUUGGGAAAUGGGAGACACGGGGCCGUGUGGACCUUGUACUGAAAUACAUUAUGAUAGGCUUGGAAACCGCGAUGCAUCUGGGCUGGUCAACAACGAUGACCCCACAUGCAUAGAGAUUUGGAAUCUCGUGUUCAUUCAGUUCAACAGGGAAUCUGAUGGCGCACUGAAACCUUUGCCGGCAAAGCAUGUCGAUACUGGGUUGGGAUUCGAGCGAUUAACUUCUGUGUUGCAAAAUAAGAUGAGCAACUAUGAUACGGACGUGUUCGUGCCGAUAUUUGAAGAAAUCCGGGCGGUAACUGGCGCACGUCCUUAUUCAGGAAAACUAGGAAAAGACGAUUUGGAUAACGUUGAUACAGCAUACAGAGUCGUUGCUGAUCACAUUCGAACUCUGUCUUUUGCCAUCGCUGACGGUGCUCGCCCAGGCAAUGAAGGGCGUGAGUAUGUGCUCCGGCGGAUAUUGAGAAGGGCUGUGAGAUAUGGUCGAGACGUCUUGAAGGCGAAAGAAGGCUUUUUUAGCGGGUUGGUGGAUGUCGUCGUGAGGCUGAUGGGUGACGUUUUCCCCGAGUUGCGCAAAGCGGAGAAGAAAAUUAAGGAAAUCAUUGCCGAAGAAGAAACUAGUUUUGGCAGAACUCUUGCAAAGGGCCUGGAAAAAUUCAACAGAUUAACCUCCGAUUUAAAGUCUGAUCAGUUGAGUGGAGAGGAUGCAUUCCUGCUUUGGGAUACAUACGGAUUUCCAAUUGAUCUUACUCAAUUAAUGGCAGAAGAAAAACAUAUUCGGGUUGACAUUGAAGGUUUCAACCGAGUAAUGGAGGAAGCAAAAGAGAAGGCGCGAGCUGCACGCGGAAAAACUGGCGGAGGACUUCUAGUCUUGGAGGCAGACGAAACUUCUUACUUGCAAACUCAACAAAUUGUGCCAACUGACGAUAAGAGGAAGUACAUUUGGAAUGAAGAUCACGAGGCUACAGUGCUUGCAAUCUUUACGAGUAAAGGCUUUGUUCAACGCUUCCCAUCAAAUGGCAGUCAGGACGGAGAAACCUUGGGCUUGAUACUAGAUUCGACGAGCUUCUAUGCUGAACAAGGAGGACAGAUUUUUGACACUGGAGUGAUAACAUCAGAAACGUCUUCAUUCGAAAUUGAGAACGUUCAGAGUUUUGGAGGAUAUAUUGUGCAUUUCACUACAAGCUCUGGUCGGAUUUCUCUUAACGACAGGGUGGUCUUGAAGGUUGAUUAUGCCAGACGCGCUCUUGUUGCUCCAAACCACACGUGUACGCACCUACUAAAUUACGCACUCAAGACGGUGCUUGGAGAUCACAUCGAUCAGAAAGGCUCUUUGGUUGCACCAGAGAAACUCAGAUUUGAUUUUUCACAUGGAAAACCGAUUGAACCGAAACAUCUUCAGCAGAUUGAAUCAAUCGUGGAGAAGCAGAUUAAAGAUGCAUUGCCAGUAUACACGAAAGAAGCAAGUCUUGCUCAGGCUAAACGAAUUAUUGGCCUUCGUGCAGUCUUUGGCGAGGUGUAUCCUGACCCCGUAAGAGUUGUUACUGUGGGAAAACCUGUGGAGGACCUUUUGUCCGAUCCCGAGAAUCCAGAAUGGGCUGGUCUUUCCACAGAAUUUUGCGGAGGGACCCACAUCAGUAACACGAAGGAAGCUCAAGAUUUUGCGCUGGUUUCCGAAGAGGGGAUCUCCAAAGGAGUUCGUAGAGUAAUUGCUCUCACUGGCGACCUCGCGAAAGAAGCCAUCUCGCGAGCGGAUUCUUUCCAAUUCAAGGUGGCCGAUGUUUCAAAGCUAAAAGGACCCACACUUGAGAAGGAAGUUGCGGCUUUGAAGAGCUCUCUGGACGCAGCCGAAUUACCUGCAGCUCGAAAAACUGCAUUGAGGCUCCAACUUAACAAGCUCCAGGAACGCAUCCGGAAAGACCAAAAAGCGAUUGCAGACGCGAACUUAAAACUUGCGAUCAAGGCAGCCGUGGACACAGCAGAUGCUCUUGCUUCCAAGGGCGAGAAGUGCUGCAUUUCUAGAAUCGACGUUGGUCUGGAUGCCAAUGCGAUUCGUGAGGCCGUGACCUCGGUCACUAACAAGCACAAGGAUCUCGCAGCGAUGUUCUUCAGCGUGGAUGAAGCAGCCAACAAAGUUCUCGUCUACGCGGGAGUUCCAGCCGCGGUAACUGGAAUCUCGGUGCUGGAGUGGCUGGAAAAAGUUCUCGCUCCGCUCAAAGGCAAGGGCGGUGGUGGAAAGAACGGCCUCGCUCAAGGACAAGGAAGUAACAUCGAAGGCUUGUCUGACGCGAUGACCACCGCGGAAACUUUCUUCCAGGAAAAAUUAAAGCAAGCAUCUUAGCUUGGGCGCCUUAUUUUGACCGGGUCUGUAUUUCCCGGGAGUCGAACCAGAUACCUCCUAUAGUCUUGGAAUUCUUUGUAUUCCCAGGAAUCGAUCCUAAAACCUAUCCAUUCUUGGUCAA